Messenger RNA from Arachis duranensis, 836 nucleotides. RefSeq lists its product as uncharacterized. Lineage: Eukaryota; Viridiplantae; Streptophyta; Magnoliopsida; Fabales; Fabaceae. The record is from RefSeq and is a predicted model, not a curated record. The coding region runs from base 82 to 624 and encodes 180 amino acids. The transcript is spliced from 7 exons.
AUUGUUUUCGUUUGAUGGUUCAACCACAAACAUAACCAGUAGCCCAUAACACAGCGCUUUAGCUUGUUUAGUUUUUCAAGCAUGCAAUUCUUGUCAGUGGGUUUACCGGCCAAUAAGGUUCCGGUUCGGUCACUGAACAUGAACCCAACAAGAAUGUCAAUGAAGGACCCUGGCAACAUGGCUGUGGUGGCUGCUCCCAAAUGGGCCCAGAAAACCAUUACUUUGCCUCCUCACAAACGCGGUUGUCAUCUCGUUACUCCAAAGAUAGUGAAAGAAAUUGAACAAGAUUUGUCUGGAUUCAAGUGUGGCCUAGCUCAUGUAUUUUUGCAUCACACAAGUGCUUCUCUAACCAUCAAUGAGAAUUAUGACUAUGAUGUUCGGGAUGAUACAGAAACGUUCCUAAAUCGGAUAGUUCCUGAGGGGCCAUCUGCACCUUGGAGGCAUACUAUAGAGGGCCCAGAUGACAUGCCUGCACAUAUCAAAUCAUCUAUGUUUGGUUGUGCACUCAUGAUACCUAUUACGAAUGGAAGGCUUAACAUGGGAACAUGGCAGGGUAUAUGGCUUUGUGAGCACCGGGAUUAUCCUACACCCCGCACAGUUGUCGUCACUCUUAAUGGAAUAUGACAUGCUAUACAAAAGGCCUCCUUAUCUCUGUUUUCAAGUAGGUCAAUAUUUCUUGAAUGUAAUCUUUGUUGUAAGUUUAUAGCUAGAAAACCACCACUUGACAUAUGUGUUUCGAUACCAAUGCCCUGAAUCAUUUAGGUAAUGACAUCAACCGAAAUCAAUUCUUCACCAUGACUUUGCGUAAAGAAUGAAUAUAUCACCCAUUCACCCUU